GAACUUCAGAAAAUGAUGGAAAUCAAUGAUGCUGAAGCCAACACUUCACAAGCACCCUCUGGAACCUCAAAUAGCAAUACUAAACCACAAUUUUUGGAAAAAAUGGUGCAAAGCAUUGCGUUUGAAUGUAUUGCAACAGUGAUAAUAAUGGGAAGCUGUGUUGUAAUGGCUUUUGAUGAUAUGUAUAUCGAAAUGAAUCCCAGACAGCAUAGAAUUGUUAAUAUUUUAAACUUUACUUUUGCUUUCAUGUUUAUUUUUGAGAUUUUUUUAAGAGUGACUGGAAUUGGAUUUAAAAAGUAUUUUUCAAAUGCAUGGACAGUUUUCGACUUCAUUAUAGUUUUGGUAUCCGUACUUGAAAUAAUUCUCAUUUCGGUUUCUGGGCAAUUGCAUGGUGCAACAAGUGUCAAACUUCUUAGGGCAUUACGUCCUUUAAGAUUUAUUCCUAGAUGGAAAGGAAUGCAGAUGGCUGUUCAAGCUCUUCUGUUAUCCUUUCCUGCAAUAUUCCGAGUGUUAGGUGUGUGUAUGUUCAUUUGGCUGUCAUUUGCUGUUCUUGGUGUUCACUUUUUUAGUGGGAAUUUUUUCCGUUGUGUCGAUUCAAAUCAUGAAAUGGUGACUGAACCAAUAGUUGAUAAAGAUGACUGCAUUCAAAAGAAUUUGAUUUGGGAAGAGCCUUUUUUUACCUUUGAUCAUAUUGGAAUCAGCUAUUUAUCAUUAUCUCAGCUGGCAAUGUUAACAGGUUGGACAGGAUUAGUGCAAAUGAUGGUUGAUUUCAAGGACAGGGACUUACAACCAGAAGAAAACAGUCGUCAGGAGUAUUAUAUAUUCGUUGUGGUUUUUAUUCUUGUUGGUGGCUUUUUUAGUCUGAAUCUUAUUGUGGGAGUUGUGGUGGAUACAUUCAAAAAUAAACAAAAACAUGUUGAUGAUGGUGUCACUGAACUAUUACUAACAGAUGCACAAAAAGGGUACUAUAAUUCCUUGUUAAAACUAAGCACACGAAGACCAAAAGUUCAAACUGAAGCUCCAACCAGUCCCUUUUUAUUUUUCUUCUAUAAAGUUGCAUAUAGUUUAUGGUUCAGAGUUUUAAUUCUGCUGUUUAUUUGCACCAAUACUGUAAUUAUUGCUCUAGAAUCGUACAAUGAUUCACCUUUGAAGCAGAAAAUUCUUAGCUUCUGUAAUAUUGUUUUUACAAUAAUCUAUAUCAUAGAGCUUGCUAUAAAACUUCUUGGAUUACGAAAAUUCUACUUUAAGGAUUUUUGGAACAAUUUUGACUUAGUUAUAUUACUUGCUCACUUAGCUGGUAUGCUUCUACAUACAGCUCUAAAAAUUAGCACCGGCCAUGCUCAACUGACGUUUUUGUAUGUGUUUCGCCUUUUUAGAGUCUUGCGUUUGCUUCGCUUGACAGAAAGUUUAACUGAUCUUCGACACUUACUGUACUCGAUGAUUGCCUCUGUCCCGGCUUUGCUAAACAUAAGUCUACUACUUCUUUUAAUUAUUUUUAUUUAUGCUAUCAUAGGAAUGUCUUUAUUUGCUAAUGUUGAAUACCAUGGAGCUAUAGGUCCUAAAAUUAACUUUGAGACUGCACUAAAUAGUAUGCUACUCCUUUUCCGUUUGACAACAAGUGAAGGAUGGGAAGAUAUUCUUCAGUUUAUAAGUACAGAGAAAAUGCACUGUAAUCCAAGUCUAUCAAAUAACUGUGAAUUAAUGACAGCUGCAACGAUGUUCAUGAUGAGCUUCCUUUUCUUAACUAAUAUUAUUUUGGUUAAUAUUUUCAUUGCUGUUAUUUUGGAUAAUUAUAAAGAAGUUGUGGCUGAAACAAAAAGUAUUAUAAAUGAAGACAAUCUAAUAGGUUUCUAUCGGAUUUGGAAACAAUUUGAUCCAAGAGCUACGCAGUUCAUUCCAUAUGAAAAUUUAUCAGAUUUCCUAAAUCAGCUUGAUAAAGAACUAAGAAUUCCAAAACCUAAUGAUAUUGCUGUGAGCUUCAUGAAUCUGCCCAUUGCUCAGGGAAAUAAAGUUCAUUGCUUGAGUGUUCUAAAGGGUAUACUGAAAAUAAAAAUUGGUAAUAUAGAUGACUCGGCUACAUUUCAAAACCUCUGUAAUAAAAUACAAGGAAAAUAUGAAAAAAUGUUCCCAGAAUUGAAAGGUUUUCGAUUUAUUGAAACUACAAUGCAAUUAAAAAGACGGGAUCACGCUGCUAGAAUUAUACAAAUGCAUUUGAGAAAAAUGAGGAAUGCUAAGCUUCGAAAGUCAAGUCUCAGCCAAUGAUAAAUUUUACCAUGCAAAACCAUUCCAUCAGUAGCUGAGGAACAUAGUAUGUAAUAACUACAGCAGCACCUAUAAAAAGAUUCAAAGAUCAGCUCUUAUAAAUAAGAACAAUUUUUAUUCUGAAAAAUUAAAACUGUCUAAUGAAAACUGUAUUUCUUUCAUUAUUAAUUUAGUAGUCUGAAUUGUUUUUUUUUACAUUUUGCUUGUUUAUAAAUUAAUGCAUGUUAUUUCUUACAUACUAUGUGUAGUCUGCUUGCUAUUCUUACUAGUGGGAUUAGAUGCACACAUGACAAUGACUUUGUAACACAAUAUUUAGAAAAUUAUUAUAUUAGUUAAAAAAGAAUUAGAAUGAAUAUACUAUUCUUGAAAUAUAUUUAUCUUGAGUUGUAACUAUUGAGUCUACGUUUUCUGAAAGUCUUGCUACAUGUCUAAUUAUCUGUCAAAGGUGGCACACACACCGAAACCAAUUUUUACACAUCUUCAAACUAGUCUUACUUUCUCCAAAAUAGCUACUGAUGAAACAGAUAUGACUUCAAAGCUCUGAUUUUAGAAGAGGGGAAAAAAAUAGUUUCAUCAAGCUAGAUCUGAGCCAUGUGGAAGGUGCGCGUACAUUCAUUGUCAAGUCAAAUAAUAACAGUAAUACUGGAAAUGUGAGGUAUGCAUUAUUCUGAUUUAAGCAGAUGCAUGUAAGCUCAA
This is a messenger RNA of Stegodyphus dumicola, 2958 nucleotides long. Its product is annotated as sodium channel protein 1 brain-like. Gene Ontology annotation, biological process: sodium ion transmembrane transport; membrane depolarization during action potential; neuronal action potential. The record is from RefSeq and is a predicted model, not a curated record. Gene Ontology annotation, molecular function: voltage-gated sodium channel activity. Gene Ontology annotation, cellular component: plasma membrane; voltage-gated sodium channel complex. NCBI's taxonomy places the organism in Eukaryota, Metazoa, Arthropoda, Arachnida, Araneae, Eresidae.